Messenger RNA from Ruditapes philippinarum (Manila clam), 1055 nucleotides. RefSeq lists its product as uncharacterized. Lineage: Eukaryota; Metazoa; Mollusca; Bivalvia; Venerida; Veneridae. The coding region runs from base 183 to 851 and encodes 222 amino acids. The transcript is spliced from 2 exons. The record is from RefSeq and is a predicted model, not a curated record.
AGCGAAGGAGAUAUUAUAAUGUAGUCACAGAAUGAAAAAAGUACAUCCAUGCCACCUAUUGCGUCGUAAAAAAUUAUAUGUUCAAUGUGUAUUCCAGUUGCUUUAAGAUUUUAAACUUCCUUAUUUAAAUACAACUUUAACUUAUUGGGUUGGGAAUGAAUGUAUAAAAUUAAACUAAAAACAUGAAGAGACUUAACAGCGUCUAUGUGUUUUUUAUUGGAUUUAUAGCUUAUCUUAAUGCCGGUACUGUUGAGAGAAUAUACAUACGUGAGAACAAACCAGCAUUAAAAGGAAGUAAUAUCCAGCUUGUAUGUGAGAUAUCACAGUUCAGUAAUUCAGACGUGUUACAUGUUUACAAAAGGGACUCUCGUCUUCCGUCAAGCCUUGCUGGUAUUAACCCAGAUAACCAGUGUGUCCAAUCAAUUUGUCUGGCAACAAGUAUUGGUAGAUAUACAUUCAGUGCUGACAACAGUAUUGUCUUUAUUAACAUAUCGAGUGUAAACAGAUCAGAGGAUCAGAAAUGGUGGACAUGUACCAUAGGAAAUCAGAGAAGAGACAUGCUGCUGAAUGUUAUAAGUAUGUAUUCUUUAUCUUUGUCAUUAUUUUUAUCAAGAAUGUAUUAUUAUUAUUAUAAAGGUAUUGUUGAGAGAAUAUACAUACGUGACAAAAAACCGGCAUUAAAAGGAAGUAAUAUACAGCUUGUUUGUGAGAUAUCAGGGUUUGGUUAUUCUAAUUUGGUAGGUAUUUACAAGAGUGAUAUUCGACUUUCGUUAUCCCUUGCUGGUAUCACCUCGCUGACUGCAUGUAUUCCACAAGUCUGUUUGACAACAACUAUUGUAGUAUGUUGGUAGAUGUUCAUUCAGUGCUGACGACAGCAAUGUCUUCAUCAACAUAUCCGGUCUUGGCAGAUCAAAAUAUCAUAAAUGGUGAACAUUUGCCUUUAUAAAUCAAGAAAGGAAGGACUUGUCGCUGAAUGUCAUAAGUAUGUAUCUUAUACCUUUUUUCGUUAAAUGUAACAAUUAUUUAUUUCAAGAGUGUAUUUGAGUUGCACAACA